Molecule: messenger RNA, 456 nt
Organism: Penicillium hordei
Lineage: Eukaryota; Fungi; Ascomycota; Eurotiomycetes; Eurotiales; Aspergillaceae
Exons: 1
Coding region: 1-456 (151 amino acids)
Source: RefSeq, a predicted model, not a curated record
AUGGACCUGAGAUGGAUCUUUGUGUCCACAGUCGAUGCCCGUCGCCGUCUCCCAUUCCAGAAACGGCACCUUGCUCCUGCGGCAAUAGAUGCGAGGUUCACCCUCACGGGACACUCGGCCAAUCUCCAGGCAACACUGAAUCCUCUGGUUAUGAGGCAACCAGAAGGUACUGCGGAAGAUGCCAUGGUAUCCGACAUGAGCCUGGGUCCCCUCCACAGGUGGAGAAAGUACCCUGCACUUGCAACAAUCGGUGUGAAUGUCCAUGUCACUCGCAUGACACACGCCCAAUCACGCCAAACAGCAGUGGAUAUUCUAGCUCUGAAUCAGGCACAAAACGCUAUAGUAGCCGUCAAUCAACAAGAUGCGAGCGCAACGACACACGUCCCACCACGCCAAACAGCAGUGAUUUCUCAGACUACGAACUACCCAGAAGACGUCGCACCGGCCAGCGCAUAA